This is a messenger RNA of Bicyclus anynana (squinting bush brown), 384 nucleotides long. RefSeq names its product succinate dehydrogenase [ubiquinone] cytochrome b small subunit, mitochondrial-like. The transcript has 2 exons. Bases 16 to 384 code for a protein of 122 amino acids. The record is from RefSeq and is a predicted model, not a curated record. Gene Ontology annotation, biological process: tricarboxylic acid cycle; mitochondrial electron transport, succinate to ubiquinone. NCBI's taxonomy places the organism in Eukaryota, Metazoa, Arthropoda, Insecta, Lepidoptera, Nymphalidae. Gene Ontology annotation, molecular function: heme binding; ubiquinone binding. Gene Ontology annotation, cellular component: mitochondrial envelope; membrane.
UCAAUCAGUACAACAAUGGUACGAAGACACGACGAAAAGCCCCAUGACCAUGCUAAACUUUGGAUUGUUGAAAAGGGUACAAAUGCUGCUUUGGUCGUACUUAUUCCUUUCGGAUUGUUAAUCCCUAAUAGACUUUUCGACACAAUUCUUGCUAUUUUAAUAACAGCUCAUGCCUAUUGGGGCUUGGAAGCAUGCGUAGUGGAGUACGUCAGAGUGCUAUUGUUUGGGCUUCAACUACCUAAAGUUGCUAUGGGAGUUGUGUAUGCAGUGACGGCGCUCAUGCUUGGUGGCUUGUUGUUUCUGAACUUCAACGAUAUUGGUUUGUGCAGAGGGUUUUGGAGAAUUUGGAGAAACAUGAGAAAACCUGCAGACGGGCGUAAGUGA